Molecule: messenger RNA, 666 nt
Organism: Fusarium odoratissimum NRRL 54006
Lineage: Eukaryota; Fungi; Ascomycota; Sordariomycetes; Hypocreales; Nectriaceae
Exons: 1
Coding region: 1-666 (221 amino acids)
Source: RefSeq, a predicted model, not a curated record
AUGUUUCCCUUCAAAAACAUCUUCCAAUGGCUCAAAGGGCUUUCCGUUCCCAAGUCUCAUACCAAGGAAGCCCAACCACAUCCCGUCGCAAGCUUCCAGACUCUUGAAUUUAUCACAAAGGUAAACGCAAACCCCAACCCCCUCCUGAACUCCCAAGUUGAGAAUCACGCUAACAACAAUGCCGAAGGCAUCGUGACGGAGAAUUUCUGGCCUAAUAUCCGGAAGCAUAUCCUCGCCGAUGACCCCAACGCUAAACCCAUGAAAGCUAUUUGUGCCAUCUGCUGGAACGAGCUACACGUAGAAUGCAUCUCUCACCCCAAUGAUAAGCUCGACAUCGCUCUUGUGGCUCCCUGUGGACACAUCAUGUGUCCUAAAUGCUGGCCACGCCAGGUCUUCGACUACUACGCCGUAGACUUCGUUGCAAAGAGAAAGUGCCCUAUUUGCAGGACUGGACUUGAAUGUGUUGCUUGCAAAAGGACUUGCAAUAAGGAGAUGAUCCCCACGUAUGGCGGGAAAGCGAGUAUCGAGUCUUUUCCCGAGACUGCUCCAGAGUGUGGACGAGAGUACCGUCCUUGCUGUAAGGACUGUGCUGAGAUUCUUGAUCGGCAAGCGGAUGGCUUUUGGUUUGAGAAUGUUGAGGAGCGGGAGAACUUGGAUAGCUCCUGA